This is a messenger RNA of Amblyraja radiata (thorny skate), 1655 nucleotides long. RefSeq names its product pleckstrin homology-like domain family A member 2. Bases 152 to 559 code for a protein of 135 amino acids. The record is from RefSeq and is a predicted model, not a curated record. NCBI's taxonomy places the organism in Eukaryota, Metazoa, Chordata, Chondrichthyes, Rajiformes, Rajidae. Gene Ontology annotation, biological process: positive regulation of apoptotic process. The transcript is spliced from 2 exons. Gene Ontology annotation, molecular function: phosphatidylinositol phosphate binding.
GGAAGGAGGAAAGAGGGGGGUAGAGAGAGGGAGAGAGGGGGAGGGAGAGAGGGAAGGAGAGGGAGAGGGAAGAGAAUCUUCAUCAGCCCUCAGUCAGGUGGAUGCCAGCAAGCGGGUGGGUGGAGGGACGGGGACAGGAGCGCUUGUGAAGAUGAAGGGACUGGCCGUGUGUUCGCGGGACGCGAUCAAAGUGGGCGAGCUGGAGAAGCGAAGCGAGAGCCUGCUGCAGCUGUGGAAGAGGAAGCAUUGCACACUGACCCGGGAGAGCCUGGUGCUGGCGGACGGGGGCAGCGGCGGGGGCAGCAAGGCGGGGUGCGGGCGGCACAAGGAGCUGGGCUUCGGCACCAUCCUCAAGCUGGAGUGUGUGGAGCGCAAGGGAGCCCGCGUCUACUUCACCAUCGUCACCACCGACCGGCGGGAGAUCGACUUCAGGUGCCGGGACGACAGCUCGUGGAACGCCGCGAUCACCGUGGCCCUGGUGGCGUUCAAGAACGAGCAGGCGGUGCGGGAGUCCCACGCCCGCAAACCCGCCAAGAGGUGGCGAGGAUGGGCGGCAUGAGGCUACAAGCUGAACUGAUUAUCAAAGCAACGCUGGUGUUGGGACCAAUUGUGAAUGUUUUUGGCUCCGUGUUUCAAAGUAGCAGAACCCCAGAGGGUCCCAACUUGGACCCCCCCCCACCUCCCUCAACCCGACCACUAACCCAACGCCCAACGUGACAACAAGUUGGAGGCUCUCCGCUCAGCAUGGAAGGAAUUGGGAAGAACGACUGGCCCUCCACAUUGUCACCAGAAAGAAGACUUGCUUAAGAAGGAACUGCAGAUGCUGGAAAAUCGAGGGUAGACAAAAUUGCUGGAGAAACUCAGCGGGCGAGGCAGCAUCUAUGGAGUGAAGGAAAUAGGCAACGUUUCGGGACCCGACCCGUAUAUGCUGCCUCACCAGCUGGAGUUUCUCCAGCAUUUUUUAUCCACCACCAGAAAGAAGAAAGUGAGUUGACUUCAGCCAGGUGGACGUUAGAUGUGAAAAUGCCUUGUUUUCCCCUCGUCUCCAUCGGAACAGGACUGGGCCAAUAUCCAUGGUGGAAUCAACCAUCCGAGAUUUACUAAACAAUCUCCACGAACUAAAUCCCGGGGAGUAGCAGUGAACUUGGAUGCAAGGAAAUAUAUUUCAACCCCCUUUCUUUGAACAAUUUGUGACAAGGGGUAGCAGGCGUGGGAUGGCUGAUGAAGCGGUCAAGAGUUGACCUGUCGUUUUUGUAUUGGCAUUCCCGUCGGGACGUGGCAAGGGAUGGCACGGGGGUGGGGGGGGGGGGGGGUAGUUUAGGGCCUGGGGCACAAGAGAACAGAUGACAAAAGCCCCAGGAAUAUCCCCGACCAAAGUCUGAAUUGAGGAUCAACUGGGGACCCUGGAGGUUCUGAGAGAUUGAUUCAGAAUCCUCGGAUAAUAGAAACAUAGAAAAUAGGUGCAGGAGGAGGCCAUUCAGCCCUUCGAAUGGGCCGAAUUCGAAUGUAGGAAAUUAAUCUCUUGGAGACCUUAGGGCGCAGCGGUAGAGAUCCUGACCAUGGGUGCUGUCUGUACGGAGUUUGUGCAUUCACCCUGCGACCCGCGUGGGUUUUCUCCGGGUGCUCCGGUUUCCUCCCGCACUCCAAAGGCAUGC